AUGGCCGCCACCCAGGUCGCUCGCAACACCAGCUUCUCCGGCUUUGACGACCUCGUCAAGAUGCCUUCCUCGCCCACCCUCCAGCCGUCGUCGUGCGCUCGAGCAGCCUCCUCGUCUGCCACCAACGCCAACGCCACCGCUUCCACCUCAUCCAUCGCAUCGCCUUUCAACAUGCGCAAGGUCGGCCUCGACGAGAACCAGCCGCCUCCGCCUCCCGGCUCGUCGCCCGAAGUCUUCUUCCGCUACUACCUCGCCGUCGAGCUCCGCAAGGCUGGCACCCAGCCCAGCGAGGCGCUCCUCGACAGGUAUGUCCGCAACCACUUUGACAGCCUCUUCAAGAACAAGGCCGCCCCGUCUACCCCAGCGCCAUCGGCUGCCCCUGCCGUCCCCGCAACGACUGCUUCGAUCUCUGCAUCGUCGUCAUCUGCAUCGCAACAGCAAACUGCCUCCACAUCCGAAGUCACUGUCGCCGCCGUAGCACGACAACCGGCGCCCCAGCCCAGAGCAUCUGCCCUCGCCGCACCCUCGGCAGACUCGCACAUCGGCACCGCAAGCCCGCCCGAGCUGGACACUGCCGAGUCACCCGCACUCUCGGGUCGCAGCUACUCGCCCGUCGCCACGCCUCCCGCUCUCGGCACCAUCGACGAGCACGAAACAGCGCUGGUCGACUUUUCCACCGUGUUUGGCGAACCGAGCUCGUCGCUGCUCACCGCACCCUCGCACGCCGCUGGCGCUUCGCACGCCAUCAAGUUUGAGGACGACUCGGACCAGAUGCUCAGCUUCUUCCGCACCUCGCCCUUCCGCACCACCGAGUACGAAUCGGCCACCAUCGACCCGCACGUGGUCGAGAACGGCUCGCUCGCCCAGCCCACUUCGCUCCAGUCGACGUUCGCCAUGCCGUUCGACUCGAUCAGCCCAUCGCAACUCGCCUCCGCACAGGCCAACCCAUUCAAUGCCGUCGCCGCCGAGUCGAGCCUGAAGCACGAGCACUCCAAUCGUGACGACUCUGCCGCGCCCAUGUCGGAGGACGGCAUGUCGGAGGAUGACGACGAUGACGACGAGCACGACGGCGAGCACCGUCGCUCGAAGUCGUCGGGCAUGGGCAAGACGCUCAGCACAAUUCCCAUGGCGGUGGGCGACACCAACUACCUCAAGCCCGAUCCGGAAGAAUAUAAGAAGCUGAGCAGCAAGGAGAAGCGCCAGCUGCGCAACAAGAUUUCGGCGCGCAACUUCCGCACGCGCAGAAAGGAGUACAUCAACCAGCUCGAGGACCAGAUUGCGGACCGCGACGCGCUCAUCGAGGGCCUGCGCCAGCAGAUCUCGCAGCUGAGCGUGGAGAACAAGUCGCUCAAGGACGAGGUGCGCACGAUCAAGGCUCGCACCAUCUCGUCGCAGGACGUGGGCAAGAUCCUGGAGGCGCUGCAGACCAUGACAUCCACCGCGAACCCUACCGCGGCUGCCGUCAACGUGGGCGGUGGCGUGGCGUCGGGUCGUAGCAGCCCGACCAACGAGUUUGGCGGUGCGCCGAGCGGUGUUCUGACGCCGGGCGCGUUCUUGAACUUUGGCAGCGACGCCUCGCGGCCGGGCACGCCGACGUUUGCGGUGCCGGGCUCGCCGCGUGCGCAGUCGCCGCGUCCGUCGCUGCUGCGCCGCUCGUCGCCGUCGCUCAUGCCGCAGGCCAACACGAAGAAGGACGUGGCGCCCUCGAGCAGCUUCUGGGGCGGCGUCGGCAGCGUGAAUGCCACCAACACGUUUAUGCCCGUGUGCUGA
Messenger RNA from Moesziomyces antarcticus, 1770 nucleotides. RefSeq lists its product as uncharacterized. The transcript has a single exon. Gene Ontology annotation, biological process: regulation of DNA-templated transcription. Lineage: Eukaryota; Fungi; Basidiomycota; Ustilaginomycetes; Ustilaginales; Ustilaginaceae. The coding region runs from base 1 to 1770 and encodes 589 amino acids. Gene Ontology annotation, molecular function: DNA-binding transcription factor activity. The record is from RefSeq and is a predicted model, not a curated record.